Messenger RNA from Musa acuminata subsp. malaccensis (wild Malaysian banana), 643 nucleotides. RefSeq lists its product as uncharacterized. NCBI's taxonomy places the organism in Eukaryota, Viridiplantae, Streptophyta, Magnoliopsida, Zingiberales, Musaceae. Gene Ontology annotation, biological process: protein autophosphorylation; phosphorelay signal transduction system. Gene Ontology annotation, molecular function: histidine phosphotransfer kinase activity; phosphorelay sensor kinase activity. Gene Ontology annotation, cellular component: plasma membrane. The record is from RefSeq and is a predicted model, not a curated record.
UUCAGGGAGCCGGCGUCGACGACAAGCAAGAAACAGGAUAUAAUGGGCGUCUUCCUCCUCUGGCCACGGACGCCAUUCCCGCUGCAUCCUCCUCCGCUGCCGUCCUCCUGCUUCUGCUACAUGGCGAUGGUGGCCGGCGGCAGCCAGCGUCGGAGAGUGCUGCUCGUGGAAGAUAACGAAGUCAACCGGGUGGUGGUGAGAAGGCUGACGAGGGAGAUGGGCAUGGGAUUGGAGGAAGCAGAGAAUGGCAGAGUGGCAGUGGAACUCAUCAGGCAGGGAAGAGCCUACGAUCUCAUCCUCAUGGACAAGGAGAUGCCUGUCAUGGAUGGUCACGAGGCCACCAGGCAGCUCCGAUCACUGGGAGUGACGACUCCCAUCGUAGCUCUCUCCGGGAACACCCUGCAGUCCGACAGGGACUCCUUCCUCGAAGCUGGUGCCGACCAUUUCGAAGCCAAGCCGCUUUCCAGAGGUCAAUUCAUGAAGAUACUGACCAAGUACGGCCUUCACCAGCUUUAGUAGCUCGUCUCUAGCUCUCAUGAAGCCAUUGCCCACUGCAAGGGGCUCAUUUUGAGGCUUCUCUCGUCAAUAAUUACAUCUAGUUUUUUGCUUUUGUCCUCUUUUCAGUUAGACACAAAAAAAAAAA